Heterocephalus glaber (naked mole-rat) is the source of this 1352-nucleotide messenger RNA. It is a transcript of the gene Mok, whose product is annotated as MOK protein kinase. The record is from RefSeq and is a predicted model, not a curated record. Gene Ontology annotation, biological process: protein phosphorylation. Gene Ontology annotation, molecular function: protein tyrosine kinase activity; ATP binding. NCBI's taxonomy places the organism in Eukaryota, Metazoa, Chordata, Mammalia, Rodentia, Bathyergidae.
AUGCGACGGCUGCCCAGUCUGAAGCCCACGAUGAUGGCGGCCUCUGCACCCAUUCCUGCAAACUACAAAGCACUCAGCAAGAUAGGAGAGGGGACAUUUUCUGAAGUCCUAAAGAUGCAGAGCCUGCUCGAUGGGGGAUUCUACACCUGUAAACAGAUGAAGCAGCACUUCCCCAGUGUGGAACAAGUGAACAGUGUGCGGGAGAUACAAGCUCUGAGACGCCUGAACCCACACCCGAACAUCCUCACGCUGCGCAAGGUGGUUUUCUUGGAGGCACUGGGAGAAGACACUCAAUUCUCUGAGAGGAAGGUCAUGCACUACAUGUACCAGCUGUGCAAGUCCCUAGACCACAUGCACAGAUGUGGAAAUGGGAUAUUUCACCGAGACGUGAGGCCGGAAAACAUCCUGGUAAAGCAGGGAGUCCUGAAACUCGGGGACUUCGGGUCCUGCUGCAGUGUCUACUCCACUCAGCUGUAAGAGUACAUCUCCACCCGCUGGUACCAAGCCCAGUGCCUGCUCACUGACGACUUCUACACCUCCAAGAUGAACCUGUGGAGUGCAGCCUGCAUCUUCUAUGAGAUCGCCAGCCCACAGCCCCUCUUCCCUGGGGUGAAGGAACUGGACCAGAUCUCAAAGAUCCAUGACAUCAUCGGCACGCCCGCCCGCCCAAAGACCCUUACCAAGUUCAAACAGGAAGUGUCAAGAGCUAUGAGUUUUGAUUUUCCUUUUAAAAAGGGAUCAGGAAUUCCUCUGACAGCCAGUUUAUCCCCGAAGUGCCUCUGUCUCCUGCAUGCAGUGAUGGCCUAUGACGCGGACGAGUGCAUCGCUGCCCACCAGGCCCUGCAGCACCCGUGCUUCCAGGAGCAGAGGUAGGGUCCCCGUGCUCUCCCAUGCGGGCAGGACCUGAGGGCAGGAUGGGUGAGGAGGGCUGGGUGGCUGCUGGGCGAUGCCAGGGCUACCACGGGAGCGGCGACUGAGGGGCUGGCUGGAAGCCGCUGUGCCCGGUGUGGACUGCGCGUGUAAGCACUGUGCCGAGACCCUCCGGUUCUGUCCUUUGCCCGUGCACGGGCAAUGUGGCCGUGGCAGUUGGUCCCGGGAGGUGCUGCAGGCCCAGCAGCCUAGACACCAGGAAGCGUACUGUAGGCCAGUGUCCAUUCGUCACCACAGGGUCUCCUUACAAAGGCGUGCGAAACAGAAAAGUCCCCUCAGUGCUCAGAGCGAGUUAAUAAACAGCACAGCUCUCACCUGGACACCGAGAGCCCCAAGAAGCCUCUCGAGUCAUCUGCUGAGAGCUGAGAGUGCUGGGAUUCGAGGGCCUGCGGCCCCUGCAGAGGAGGGGUCCAGCGCCAGGC